This is a messenger RNA of Aphanomyces invadans, 1194 nucleotides long. RefSeq lists its product as hypothetical. NCBI's taxonomy places the organism in Eukaryota, Oomycota, Saprolegniomycetes, Saprolegniales, Verrucalvaceae. The transcript is spliced from 5 exons. Gene Ontology annotation, cellular component: cytoplasm. The coding region runs from base 8 to 1033 and encodes 341 amino acids. Gene Ontology annotation, molecular function: ubiquitin protein ligase activity; zinc ion binding. The record is from RefSeq and is a predicted model, not a curated record.
GCGGGAGAUGGCAAUGGCCGCAACAGGAGAUAACGAGGAAGUCGAAGUGACGCUGCAGGAAGUACUCGAACAAGACACAGAGCUCGUGCACACAGCCAACGCUGUCUUGGGAGAUGCCAGUGCUACCCAUUGCUCGUUCCCUGAUGGUUACGUCCGCCAAGCGUUGUUUGCGUGCCUAACGUGCAAGACUGACGAGCCUGCCGGUCUGUGCUUGGCGUGCAGUUUGACAUGUCAUACCGACCACGAACUAGUCGAGUUAUACACGAAGCGCCACUUUCGAUGUGACUGUGGCAACUCCAAGUUCAACCAAGACGCGCCAUGCAAACUGUACGAAGGCAAGGAUCCUCUGAACAAAGAGAACGCGUACAGCCAGAACUUCCACGGUCGGUACUGCUCGUGUCAUCGACCGUAUCCUGAUCCAGACCGAACAACCCCCGAGAUCAUGAUUCAGUGCAUCGUUUGCGAAGACUGGUUCCACGAAGAGCAUCUCUUCGAAGAUUCAGCCACGAAUGCCGCGGUGCUGGACACCGACUUUGACGAGAUGGUGUGUCGAUCGUGCAUGGCGUCGCAUGCGUUCUUGUACAACUACGCAGUCAGCGGCGCUUCCUCCGCACCGACAGAUCAAGCUGCGUCUGGUGUCUGUCGAAUGACGGCGACGGUGUCGCCGCCGUCCCCGGCAACGCCCACCUUCUGGACCCAAGGCUGGCGCGGCACACUGUGCCAGUGCGACACAUGUGUCGAGUUGUACGAGUCGCUGGGGUGCCGUUUUUUGCUGGACGAGUCCGACUCGUUGCUGGCGUACGAGGCCAAAGCGGCCACGACGUCGACCGACGACGCAUCCGUGAAGGCGUUCCAAACAGGGUUAUCCCAUGAGCAGCAAGUGGAAAUGGCCAUCGGGUACGAUCACAUGGCAACGUCAUUAAAGGAAUACUUGGCCGGGUUUGCCGCGUCCGGUCAAACCGUCAAAGCCGAAGACAUUCAAGAGUUUUUCCAGACAUUGCGCGCGUCCAAGCGUCAGAAGCGCGACAAGUAACGAGUGAAUGAAAACGAUUGAUCAACAACAUCGUGCGCUGCGUGCCUUGUCGCGUGCAGCGAGGCAACGAAAGGCUCCAAAAUGUCGGUCGAAGCGGACCUUCAUGACACGAUCCACACGAUGCUGCGUGGACGUGCAACAAAGACGUAUUGUUGGUGGCG